This is a messenger RNA of Anarrhichthys ocellatus (wolf-eel), 1790 nucleotides long. RefSeq names its product BRICHOS domain containing 5 (gene bricd5). Bases 751 to 1446 code for a protein of 231 amino acids. The record is from RefSeq and is a predicted model, not a curated record. NCBI's taxonomy places the organism in Eukaryota, Metazoa, Chordata, Actinopteri, Perciformes, Anarhichadidae. The transcript has 6 exons.
CAUGGUAUGGUGCGAUGCUACCCGGGGUUUGUCACGUCAGUUCAAUAGUGAACCAGUGGUUAAUAGAAUAGCAUACAUGUUUAAAAAGGUACCCCGAUCUUCCUUUUACCUCCUGUUUUCUCUGACUUGUCCUUGACUCCCCGAAUCACUGAACGUAAUGCUCAAAAAUAAGAAUAAAACUAUCUUUACUAAAUCAGCGUCUGCUCUCUGUGGCUGUGAGUUCUAAGAGAACAAAGCAAAACAUCCCUCUCAGGCCCGUGCGUAAAGUCACCUUGGGACUGUCAUCGGCUGGAUGCUGCAAACAGUCGGAAGCGUGUAUCACCUCUCGGCUGAUGAGAGAGAGGCUUUCCAAGCUGCACCUGUCUCACCCUCUUUGUCCAUUGUCUGGGCCGGGGAGGGCCGCCAAGUCCUCUCGUUUAAGUGUGUGUUUGAGUGAGGGGGGACAUUGGAAAGAUGGGUAACGUUAGAGAUGCAUAAUAAGUCACAUUAGACGUUAAAAAAAAGGAGGAAAUUGCAGGAAGACAAGACCUCGAAAAAUUGAGUUUGGCUGGAUUCGGAGUCGUGGGUGACUGUUUUGGGAGGGAGACGGUGAGACCACAGGAGGAGGAGGAGGAGAAGGAAAGGGGUGGGGGUCUACAGGGACAAAGAGAAGCUGGCCAGGUGUAUUGCCUCUCAGUCAUGACCACAGCUCCAUGCCGGUAGCUACGAGAAGGGAGCAGACCGAGUGAGGAGCCGUCAAAGGGACACAGGAUGGUGAGGUGUUGGAAGCAUUCAGAAAACCGUCUGGAGGAAGCACAGUGCACGGAUGGGGGCUCUGCUGCGUCCACCCAGUCCCACUUCCCGCACAAGACCUUCUGGGUCAGCCUCUCGGCCUCACUGCUCCUGGUCGUCAUUGCCCUCGGUUUGACGGGGCACUUGGGGCUUUCUCAGCCUCACCCUGAGUCUCUACAGGUUGUCCGAAUCACAGUCCCAGAUCAGACCGGAGUUCUGAUCAACCAGUCGGCCGUUGUGGACCAGCAGAACGACCUGGUUACCUUUUCCGUGACCUCACCUGCAAACCAGACGUCCACCGUGCUGUUCGAUAUCAAACAUGGUUUGAUAUGCUACAAGCCUGUCGACCAGAAGAGCUGCUUCCUGCAAACGAUGGAGAAGUCCGACUAUGACAACGUGCACUCCCUCCUCCACGAGUCCACGCACAAGAGUCACUUCCAGCUGUCCGGGAAUGAGACCCGGAGGCAGAUGGAGUUCCUGGGAGUGCUGGCGGACAGUCAGGUGGACGUGUCCACGCUGGAGGAGCCUCUCCAGGCUCUGUGUCAGGCCAGCUCCAUCCACUGGACCAGGAGGGUCGAGGGCCUGGGGAAACAGAGGCUGGUCUACUUCUGCAUCGACAUCUGCUUUCCCAGCAAUAUCUGCGUGUCUGUGUGCUUCUACUACCUGCCAGAGUGACUGUGUAUUCUCUUCCUCUCCUCCCAGCAAAAGAUCAGGCAAACAAAGUUGUCUUUUUAGCUCCCUCUACAAGAAAAAAAAAAACACAAAAGAAAAGCCAGCUUUGACUGUUUCCUUUGUGCCAUACAGCCACUAGCAAACCAGUGAAGCAGCCAACACUCCCAGUCUGCUUCCAUCCUUUCCGAGAGACAAGAGAUGGAGACAGGCUGUCGCGGUUAUCGCCAAAGCCCCAUCGUCACUCUCUUCAUGCAUAAUAUCUGCUCUGGUGGGACACUAAAGAGAUUUUUUUACAUGCCUCUAAUUGUAUUUCCUGUAACCCACUGCAGCAGUAUAAUUAUGUGUAU